AUGCUAAGCAAAGACUCCCUUGUGAAUUUUGAGAAGAAGCAAAUGCAGUUGAAGACAACUCGCCUGCUGGAAGCCAAACAGAAUGUAGACCAUUCUGGGUUGGGCGGGUCGGCGGGCGGACAACAAGGACAUACGAGCGGAAACUGGGAUUGUAUCAAUCUCGGUAACACAAUUUCGCAGCAAAACCCCUACAGUUGGAGUCAACAUGUUGGUGCACAUGUGGAUACAAAUCACUCGACGCCAUCCAAUUACGUCGAUCCGUAUAGUGCUGCUGUAAUGGGUGCGUAUCAGCAAGGAACACAAAACGUCGUUUAUCCAUAUCAACAACACGAUGCAUCCUCUGCAAACCAUGCACAACCAAGCACGCCUCAGGGAAGCAUUCCUCAACACAUGACAGCAGAGCAGGGCUAUUACUACCAUCAUCAGAACUCACCGCAACAAUACCAACAGCAUCCUCAACAGUCACAGACGCAGCAUCUCCAUUAUCAACAUCAACAGCAACAAAAGCAACCUGCAGCUUUGAAUGCCCAGUCAGUGGCAUCACAACAUGUUCAUCAUACUUUGAUUCCAACACGGCAGCAUGUUCAGCAAUCGAAUCAUCAACCGAAACCAGUUGAGCAGCAGAGUGUAACUUCGCAGCCGUAUGCACCAGCCUGUUCUGAGCCGCAGUCCGUACCUUUGGCUGUUAUUUCACCUGCUGUUGCGUUACCCUCCACUGCUCCUCAACAGAACCCGCAGUCCACACGAACGAUGAUACGUCUCGUCAAUCACCGUUGUCAUACAUGGCAGGUUCAUUCUGUGCUAUCUGUGCAGUCCCCGUCUGCUUUACCAGUGUGCGAUGCAAGCACCGUUGCGCCGACCAGCGAUUCUGCUCAGGUCACGCCAGAAUCGUCCUACUCGGUGGACACAUUCGGCUCCGGGAUUUCAUCCGUUGAUAAUCCAGAGCAACAGCAGUUUGUGAAUUCUUCGUCAGGUGGUGUUCAGAUGCCUCAAACGGUCACACAAUCCGAAGACAACUGGGAGGACGAUUGGGAGCGCACUGAACAUCCGGGAAGAGGCGUCGCGAGAGAGGUGCCACGCGAGAGGGUUCAAUGGCGCCUCAUGACUCAACACCACAUCGUAGCGAAACCAACCAACGAUAUAGUACGUGUUGUUCCUGUUUCAGGAACGCCGUCGGCGGUAGUUGGAGUGCCAAGAUAUGAGGAUUCUAGUCGAUCGCAGGACCAUGUCCCCGCCGUCGCGCAGGUUGCUCCUCUGCGACCCGAGCCCGAAUCAAUCCAUUCUGCUCCAGUUUCUACACCAAUGGCAGCUACGCAAACACCCUCGCCAAUUGAUAGGGUUACGGAGCAAACCAGAGAGGGUGUCCACUCUCCUCAACAACCCUCUUCUCGGUCAUAUGCGAUCGAGACGGAAUCUACUCAACAGGCAAUGACUGAUGACGCUGAUGUGUCCGUUUCUAUACAUUUCCCAUCAGAGCCUGCCAACAAUCCACCCAGCGAAGCAGUGACGACACAGCCUUCUCGAACAACUCCCGAUGUCUCAGCCACGAACGACACUACUCUUAGUCCUGUUGUAGUCCAAGCAACAAGCACACCGAAUAACGCAGUACAAACGAACGACGAAAGAAAGCAGGAAAGUCAUGAGAGACACAGCUGGGAACCGAACAACGAGCGACGCGUGGCGCACUCAAAUGCGCAUUCUGGUAUGGCUACAUCGGCUGCUGAUCACAGUGACAGUACGACUGGUUCGUUAUCAACACGAAAUGGUCCCGAACGCAGAAGUGUCCAAAGCCGUUACAAAAAGUUCAAAGGAACAGUAUGUUUUGUAAUCUUCUCCGGCAUAAUGGGACGUUUGGAUCAGUACAGGGCAGAACCGUCACGUAGCGAGUUUCGGUCGUCAUCACGGACCGGGAAUCCGCUCAUGGCAAACAUUUCCAACAGCCUCGGCCGGCGUUCGGUUUUAGCGGCGGCGAAGAAUUUCGGGGCACCGCCAGUUCGUUCCGCUGCAGAUGCAAGUUUAUUGUAUAACGCAAAAUCUGAUGAAGGUAAUACGUCAAUGUAUCCACAAGGUGAUCCAUCAUUGAAUCGAUCGUUCGAUUUCAAUCGUCCAGCUGUGUAUGGCGAUGAUUUUGUGGAUGCCGCGAGACGUUCGAGAAGAACUCGUCUCAGUCGUCCGAAUAGUCGAGCAAAAUCCGAAUAUGGCGCUGUUCCGGAAGGACGUGAGCAAUUCGAUGCGAGAGCCUAUCCGCUGCCACCACCACAGUACACGGGAAACUUUCCUCCUUCUGGACGCCGUUCAGUGCAAAAUCCGAUGGGCGUAAUGAAUCCGCAAGAGUAUUAUGUUCAACAGGCUCACAUGUACAAGGAACGACGUCGGCCGCAGUCUUCGUUCGAUCCGCGAGCAAUGGAGAGGUACCAACGUGCCGGAGGGCGCUACGGGCAGUAUGAUACCUAUGAUGAUGCGCAUAGCAGUGUUUCCGACGGAUCUGAUUCGGAUAAUGGUGAAAGAGGCGAUAGCGAAGAGGAGAUCAGGAAGUAUACGCAGAAGGGACGAUUUGGUGGUCCUGGAGAGUCAUUUAAUGCGAUGGCAGUUGGCGAGGAAAUGUACUAUUUUGGUGCUAUUCAUCUUGAUCAGGCACGUGUGCGCUCUAUUCUUGUCAACUUUCCACCUCCUGUGGAGUAUCAUCGAUUGCCACCGAUUGAAAAAGCUGCCUACCUCUUCUUCAUAGCUGUAUACAAGAAGCAGUAUAGUGAUAUCGGUGAUUUCCAUCGUAAAUUUAACCGCGAAUACUAUAAAUAUACGUGCGAUGGCGAUACCGAUGAUGUCGCUUUAUGGAAGAUAUGCAAGUCCAUGCAAGAAGAGUAUCAUUCGAAAAGAUUGGCUGAGUCUCAGAAAGCGUAUGAAGCUAGCCAGCGUCAGUUAUUCAGUGAUGAUCGAGAUAGUGCUGAUGGCAUGAGUGAGCGAGCAAGUAUGGAUGAGAAUCAUGAUGAUAGAACGUCGGAUAUCCUGAGCAUCGAUUCCAGCCAACGAGCUCCAUUGAAACAUCGUGUGCCGCACGCUUUCGUGUCGUUUGGUCCUGGAGGGAAAAUGGUAACGGUGCAUCCUGAUUUGUCCGUAUCGGUUGUGCAGAUUGACGAUAUCAAAGCGGUGGUCUCAGAUCCUUACACUGUACGCUUGAUUGACAGCGCUCAAACAUUUAAAGGUCCACUCCUCAUCGGCCAGACACCCACGCAUUCCGUUCGACUUUACAUCGAACGCCAGAUUAAGAGAAUUCGUAACGGUGAAGUAGCGUCGGAAAAUCCUCGUGAUAACGAUGUCAUUGAUUGUCUUCUUAUCUGGCAGUUGCUUGGUAUCAUUGUACAACAGCAAGGGCGCGUGACUGGUCCGGACGUGGCGCGGCUUUUGGUAGAAGUGGGAGGAUCGGCACCAUCGAGAGCUUCGUCAAUGACGCAUCAGACGCACCAUUCACAUCGCGAGAAGAGUGCGACUCCCGUGGACAGUGUGACAACCGCCAUUGGUCCUGUACGCAACCAGGCUAUCAUGGACGCCAGGGCCUAUGAACGUUUCACUGAACUACUUCUAGGCGGGCAUAUUGCGGAAGCGAUCGACAGCGCGCUCCGUGAUGGGCUAUAUGCGGAUGCCAUGAUUUUGGCCAGAAGACUGCUGGCGCAUGAUGUUGCAAAGCUGGCCGAAAUUGAAGAAAGAUUCAUCGCUACUCGUCCUCAGUGCAACCCUGUGGUCACCCUGGUGUCUGUGUCCAGCAAAAAGCUUGUUCCGAUUUUGAUGAACCCAACUGGCGACGAUUCGGGCAGCUGGCGUACUCAUGCGGCGAUUAUACUCGCAAAUCUGACGUCUUCUGAGGCUAUGGAAACUGUCUAUGAUCUUGGAAAGGCAUUAGCUAAACGAGAUUAUAACUGCGCAGCAGAUUUCUGCUUUUUGGCGGUUUCUGUUCUGGCUGGUAUCAAUCCAUUUACUCCAGUAGCUUCUACAGCACAGGAUGGCGAUGCGCGUCAACAUAUCACCUUAAUUCAUGCUUGUCUUCCUGACGAUGAUGUGGCCUCGGUGCGAUGUCGCUAUGGGUUCUCUCUAGUUGACCUCCAUGCAACUGAGAUUUUUGACUAUGCCGUACGGCUUUCGGACGUAAAUGCGUACUCACCUCUCGGAGAAUCGAUCGAAUAUCAAAGGAAGCGUAUCCAGUAUGCUCAUCUUAUAGCAGAGUUCGGAGGUUUCGCCACAGAUGCAUUCAAGUACUGCAUGGAGAUCGCUCGUUCGAUUUGGAACUUCUACCAUCUUCUAUCUGUAGCAGAAUUGACUUCGCUUUGUGAUUUAGCUGACAGACUUCGAUACGCUGCAUCGGCGAGCGAUUGGGAGACGUCUUGGAUUGCUAGUUUGCGCGCCAUGAUUCAACAAAAGCAACAACAUCAGACUGACGAAGUACCCCAGCCUGAUCUUACCGCAAAUCAACAGUCUGCUCCGCCUGCACCGCAAUCUCCGCAAUCUCCACAAUCUCCUGUACGUUAUAUCUCGUUUGAAUACCAUCUUCGAUUAUUCAUCACUUACCCAUCCUUUCAGUUGUCUAAUGAGAAUUACGCUUCUCCGCUCCCGGAAACGCUCUCUGGAGGAGAUAGUGAAGCUGCUUCUCCUCAGCAAGAAAAUGCGGCAGGGAAUAGAUCAAGAUCUGCAUCGCUAACCUCUGAGGCACGUGAUUGGCAUGCUCAGCGCCAAGACCCACUUCAGAUGAGUCCCGUGUUGCCGCGAUCGACCGCUGUCAAUGCUGUAGUUGAGGAGAACGAUGGACGUGUGUCUCGGUCACGAACUGUGAGCAAUGCUAGUCAACACGGCCAUUACGACAUGCAUUCAAAACAACCAGCCGAUAUGUACAUGCACUCAACAGCGCAGUCGUAUGCAGGAGCUCACGCGUAUGCUAAUAUGGAGGAUCCCUCCACGAAUUCUGAAGAUACCAGUGCUCAGUCAACAACGGAAAGCACGCCUAUUCGCACACUGAACCAUCAAACAGAAAAUCUGUCGCUAGGAUCACAACCUGUUCCGGAUUAUCAGCGAAUUUCCCAGCAACAUAUGCCUCCACCAGCUCCACACGCUUCACAACCUCUUCAGUCAAAUAGAAACGCCGCUCCACUAUCACAAAAUGGUUUGCCGGAGACAAAUAUGAAGGGUGCAAAAGGUUUCUUGAGCAACAUCAAAGAAAAGCUCAUGAAGUCAAUACCGAGUGGUAACGAAAUGAUUCUCCCUGACGAUAGCAAACCUACCGUAAGUUUUGCCGAGGUUAAUACCAGAUGCGAUAUCCAGGGAAAUGCUCCUGUCCAGAUUGUCUGGGAUCCAGUAAAGGGUCGAUACGUGGGUGCAGGCGUGGAGGAGGAAACAGCGUCCGCUCCACCGCCGAAGUUGGACGGUGUCUCCAAUGCUCAUUCAGGUUCCGGUGGUGGACUUCGUGCUGCGCGCACAAGUGGAGGUUCUCGCUACUUCAAUCCUUUGAAUCAGGCAUCUAAUACUAAUGGAGCAGCUUCACCGGCACCUGCUGCUCCAAUGCCAGUUAUGCAAGUUCCAGCCACUUUUGGUUUCAUCCCCACCAUGCCUGAUGACGCUGGAGAAUCUGUGGAUCCGUUCAGUGGUCAAGCGAAUCCGACCUUUUUGACUAGUAUGGGUAGUAGCAGUGCACAAGCGUCAAGUCAGUACGAAGGAGUGCUACAGCGCAGUAACAAUUGUUUGGUGCUUCUGCGACAGCUGAGGAAUCGUGUGACACGUCUACAUAAUCUCUUAUUUCAUUCUGCGCCACCUUCAAGAGAAACAUGGCAUGCUUAUUUUCGUCAAGUCGACCGAGUGGACAAGGAUCUCCGCGACUGCUUCGACAAUCUCGAAAGUCAUGCGAAAGGGUUGCCAAAUCAGUUGCCUCAGAUCGAACCUCUCAAUCGUCUACGAGCUGUGUUUCAGGAAGAGCAACUCGACGUGCAAGUCGUGGAAACCGUUGAGUCCAUGAUUGAUUGUGAGAAUUGGAACGAAGGAAAUUUCCAAAACUUACAUGUAUCUGGGCGAAUUUCUUCGACUUCAACGGCGUCGCCCUUCAUGUAUAGUGCCUCGGCCGUUGUCGUGUUCGCACUGGGCUACCGGAAUGUCACCCCAUGCUCAAUUCGAAACAGCUUUCGCUCAGGUUUCCAAAAGGAGUUACUCAAGAACAAGACAGGCAUUUUCCCAACUUUUCUCGAGCGUACAGCUGUAGGAAGUAUUGUUGAGCUACGAUAUGGCGUUUUAUUUGAGAAACAAAUUGUCUUCACCCAAAAAUUGUUAAUGGUGGAAAAUGCAGGAGUCAUAGAACAAAUUCUUUUCGUAGCACCACACGAAGAGUGGACGUUUUAUACAGAUCUUGGAGAGAAGAGGGUAGACCUCGCAAAACCCUCGCAGUAUAUUGUCUAUCAAAAGCUUACUACCCAAGCGAACAUCCAUCUUAUGCAGACGAUCAACACACAAGAAAUUCGUUGGACACCACAAACGUUACAUCAAUUGAGCAGCGCAUUCGGCAAGCUGCAACAAGUGUUCGAUACAACUUGUAGGAAUUGCAAGAAAGUGAUGAAAGACUUCCUCCCUCCACUCAUUUUCGAUUUUCGCAAUUUGAAAAAUGCUCUACACGAGACCUGUCGUUGA
Molecule: messenger RNA, 6657 nt
Organism: Ostertagia ostertagi
Lineage: Eukaryota; Metazoa; Nematoda; Chromadorea; Rhabditida; Trichostrongylidae
Source: the annotation of a GenBank genome assembly